Odocoileus virginianus texanus is the source of this 1269-nucleotide messenger RNA. The record is from RefSeq and is a predicted model, not a curated record. Lineage: Eukaryota; Metazoa; Chordata; Mammalia; Artiodactyla; Cervidae.
UCUCCCGCCUGGCUCCGCAGGGAAUGCUGGACCAAUACAUGCUUAAACUUCUUAAUGCUGUGUCAGCUGUUAGGAAAACGGGAAGGAAAAGAAGAGAAAAACACUGAGCUCCCGAGGGCCUCCGCCGUGAGGCUGGCCUCCCUCCUCGACCUGCCCACCCAGCUGCUGGAGCUGUACCAGCAGGGCUUCUCGCUGGCGGCCCUGCACCCCUUCGUGCAGCCGACCCCCGAGAGGGAGAAGACGCCCCUCGAGCACAUCUUCAGGGCCAUCUUGAUCAAGAAGACCGACAGAUCUCAGAAUGCUGAUCUUCACAAUGAAGGCUACAUCUUGGAAUUAGAUUGCUGUUCUUCCCUAGACCACCUGACGGACCAGAAAAUCCUCCCAGAGUUCAUUAAGAAGAUCCAGGAGGCUGCGAGUCGUGGCCUGAAGUUCGUCGGGGUCGUGCCUCAGUACCGCUGCCCUGGGAGCCCGGCGGGUGGCUGCGCCCCAACAGGUGCCCAGGACGCGACACAGGAGCCUGGCGGUCGUGGGGCUGCAGACGCUGCAGCGGGGACAGACGGAAGCCCGGAGCCUGGCCAGGACCCCCGAGGGGAGACGCCCGCCGCCCAGCAGCCCAGCUUGCUCCCGGGAGAGGGGGACGGUGCAGAGUCUCCUGCUCGAGGGACUCGGGAGGGACCAGAUGCUGAUCUGCCGUCGGAAGGGUCUGGAGAGCUGCCCGCGGCCAAAAUGGAGAUCUUCGCCCUUUUCAACAAACCGAAGAGCCAUCAGAAGUGCCGGCAGUACUACCCCGUCAGCAUUCCUCUCCGGGUCUCCAAGAACGGCCCGACGGUCAGCGGUCUGGACGCCAACUGGCUGGAGCACAUGAGCGACCACUUCCGGAAGGGCGGCGUCCUGGUGAACGCGGUCUCCUGGCUUGGCUUGGUCCAUGAUUCCUUGCACGACUUGACAGAUGGAGUCUUCAUCUUUGAAGCCGUUUCCACAGAAGACAGCAGAAACACGCAGGGCUACGAUGCUAUUGUAGUCGAACAAUGGACGGUUCUGGACGGAGGGGACCGUGUCCACCAAGCAGGUCGUCUUUCUCCAGAGGCCGUGUCUACCUCAGAAGGUCAAGAAGAAGGAAUCGAAGUUUCAGUGGCGAUUCUCCCGAGACGAGAUGCGUAACAGGCAGACGAGGAAAUCCAGAGGGAAACUCCGUGCCAGGGGCAAGCGGCAAGCUGAAGAAAGCGAGAAGAACCCAGAAGAGCAGCUUCCCAGAGCGGGAGACCUGGG